AGCUCGACAGUGAGACGUAUUAUUAAAGGCGUUGGCAUUGCGAUUCCCAGUCAGUUGGUGCCUUGGUAUAGAUGCAAGUAAUGGGAGCUGGAGCAGCAAGGCUCCUACUUUUACUGGCUUUCGGGAGUCUGGAAGUGCGGGGCCUGCCAUACUUGCUGGACCCACAGUGCGUAUCAGCAAGGUCUGAGCCAGGACACUAUCGUGUGAUCAAUGGCAGAGCUGCAGACCUGCUCUCCAACCCCUGGAUGGUUAUUGUCAUCGAACGCGGACUGAUGAAGUGUGGGGGAUCGCUGAUCACGCCACGAUAUGUACUGACAGCUGCGCACUGCAGAAGCGAAACCAACCGGCAACUGACAGUGCGAUUGGGGGAGUACGACGUGAAUCAGCCAUUCGAUUGCACGAACUACGGCUGCAUUCCCCGUCCCAAGGAAAUCAAUGUGACGAGGACGUUCGUGCACGGCCAUUUCAACGAUUUCCACAGCAAUGACAUAGCGCUUCUCAGACUGGAAACGGCAGUUCAGUAUGGAGAGCACAUACGGCCGAUCUGCAUGAUAAUGGGAGACUCUACCUGGUCGAGGAACGUACUGAAGAACAUACUGCAGUUCAACACCACAGGCUGGGGUCGCACGGAGGCGCGAACAAGCAGUCCUGUCCUCCAGCAAACUUCCCUGACGCACUACAGCCGCAGCUACUGCGCCCAAUACUUCGGCCGGCAGAUGGAUCACACCCACAUAUGUGUGGGGAGCAGCAGCAGCGCCACGUGCAGCGGAGAUUCUGGAGGUCCCCUAACGGCUAGGCUGCAGCUUGGGCGGGAGAAAAGGGUCGUCCUCUUCGGAGUGGUCAGCUAUGGGCCAGGUCACUGCCUAGGGCCCACUGUCUUCACAAACGUCCUGCCCUACUCCAGUUGGAUCGAGUGGCAUGCCAAAAACAAUUGAGGGUGGUUUAAAUAAAUCGAAAUUAAUGUGCCAGCGAA
Drosophila biarmipes is the source of this 973-nucleotide messenger RNA. Its product is annotated as chymotrypsin-like protease CTRL-1. Bases 72 to 935 code for a protein of 287 amino acids. Gene Ontology annotation, molecular function: serine-type endopeptidase activity. Lineage: Eukaryota; Metazoa; Arthropoda; Insecta; Diptera; Drosophilidae. The record is from RefSeq and is a predicted model, not a curated record. Gene Ontology annotation, biological process: proteolysis. The transcript has 4 exons.